CAAGUGUAAACAUCAUGGCGUCGUCUGCGGGGACCGAAAAGGCUCUCGCCCUCCUAAGAAGGUUGCCCAGGAUCAGUUUAUCCAAUUUGAAGCCAAAUCCUGGGGCUCAUAAGAAUAAAACUCGUGCCCGUGGUAUACAUGGAGGCAAGACACAUGGAGCAGGAAGCAAGGGUUCAGGGCAGAGGCAAAAUUUCAUGAGGCUUGGUUAUGAGACAGGGAACAAUCCCUUCUAUCUCCGAUUUCCAUGUCAGAACUACUAUAAGGGGCAUCAUCUGAAAUUGUCAUAUAUACCAUUAUGUAUGGGAAGGCUGCAGAUGCUUGUGGAUACAAACCGUUUGAGAACAGACAUCCCAGUUGAUCUGACUCAGCUGGUUGCUACAGGUUUGUUCUCUGUUCAUCCAGAAGAGAAAGAGGGAGGAAUUAUGCUAGAAGAUGAUGGCAUGGAUCACUUCAAGACCAGAAUGAACAUUGAGGUGCAGUGGGCAACCGAAGCAGUUAUUGCAGCAAUUGAGCGUAAUGGAGGAACCAUCACCACGGCAUAUUAUGACCCUGUUGCUCUCGGUGCUGUGUGUAAUCCUAUGGCCUUGUUUAAAAGAGGUGUUGCCAUUCCCAGGCGCAUGCUUCCUCCCCAACACCUCAUUGACUACUACAGUGAUCCAAAGAAUCGAGGUUAUUUGGCCGAUCCAGAUUUAGUGGCCAAGGAAAGAUUCAUCUUAUCACAGAAAUAUGGGUAUGAGCUUCCUGAUAUCAAUUCAUCUCCAGAUAAGGAUAUGCUUCUGGAAAGAAAGGAUCCACGUCAGAUAUUUUAUGGUCUUGAACCAGGGUGGGUUGUUAACAUGAAAGAUAAGGAAAUUAUUAAGCCUACUGACCCUGUUCUCAAGGAGUUCUAUGCAUCAUAAUGAAAUGAAAAGAAGGUAGAAUUAUGUCCAUAGUUCUGUGAAUCUGUAUUAUAUAGUUGGCUGGUACUAAUAAACUUCAAGCCUGAUCAUUCUGUCUAUGUUGAACAAUACUUAUAUGAUAAUGUAAAUAUUUUGUUUAUAUAUUUGCUGUGUCAGCAGUGGAAAUAAAAAAAUACAUUCACA
Messenger RNA from Penaeus indicus, 1082 nucleotides. RefSeq names its product large ribosomal subunit protein uL15m-like (gene mRpL15). The record is from RefSeq and is a predicted model, not a curated record. The coding region runs from base 15 to 899 and encodes 294 amino acids. Gene Ontology annotation, biological process: translation. Gene Ontology annotation, cellular component: mitochondrial large ribosomal subunit. The transcript has 6 exons. Gene Ontology annotation, molecular function: structural constituent of ribosome. NCBI's taxonomy places the organism in Eukaryota, Metazoa, Arthropoda, Malacostraca, Decapoda, Penaeidae.